Venustampulla echinocandica is the source of this 918-nucleotide messenger RNA. RefSeq lists its product as uncharacterized. The transcript has 2 exons. NCBI's taxonomy places the organism in Eukaryota, Fungi, Ascomycota, Leotiomycetes, Helotiales, Pleuroascaceae. The coding region runs from base 1 to 918 and encodes 305 amino acids. The record is from RefSeq and is a predicted model, not a curated record.
AUGGCAGAGGAAACGUUCAAAGGCAUUGCGAGAAGGGGUGUAUCACAUCAAUAUUCACCCCGUCUAUUUGCAUUUGAGCACACUCCAACCACGCACGAACGGCGACCUGAGAAUCUCUUAAUCUUCGUUGGGGGCCUCUCCGAUGGUCUACAUACCGUCCCAUACACAUCCGACAUCGCCUCGAACCUUUCACCCUCAUGGACUAUCGCCCAAGUCAUCCUCUCCUCCUCCUACGACGGCUGGGGAACCUCCUCUUUGCAACAGGACGUAGAGGAACUCUCAAAAUGCGUUGCCUACUUCCGCACCAUCAAGGACGGCAAAAUAGUAUUGAUGGGCCACUCCACCGGAUGUCAAGACGCUAUGGAAUACUUAACCGGCCCCGGGCAUGAGACUCGUUCCCCUAUCGACGGAGCAAUUAUCCAAGCCCCCGCCAGUGACCGCGAAUCCUUGGUUGUAAUGGUGGGACCUGACGUUUAUAAGAAAGGCUGUGAAACCGCAACGGCAAUGAUAGAAUCCGGGAACGGGGAAGCCAUAUUACCAGCAUGUUUCAGUCCAUCACCAGCACCGGUGACGGCGAGAAGGUGGCUAUCCUUAGCAAGCCCUAACCACGACGGGGAUGAUGAUUAUUUCAGCUCGGACCUGACUGAUGAGCAACUCAUGAAAACGUUUGGGAGCUUGCCGAGGUCGAGUCCGCUGUGUAUCCUGUACUCGGGAAGCGAUGAGUAUGUAGCGGAGACAAUUGACAAGGAGGCUUUAGUUGAGAGGUGGAUUGAUAUUGUUAAUAGAGGCAACGGCAAGGUGGAUGAGCUUAAUUCAGCGGUCAUAAAGGGUGCUAACCAUAAUGUUUCUGGUAAUGCGGAGUCGUUGGAGGACUUGGUCGAGAGAGUUGUUGGGUUCUUGGGUGGAAUCGCGCGAUAA